UGGCCCCACCGACUUGAAUGUUCAAGUCACACAACCCUUUCAUUGUUGAAAUAAUUUCCUGUAGUGUCAAUUAGUGCAUUUGUGUGCAUCAUUUUCCGGACUCUGGUAAGGAAUGGUCAGCAAUCUUUCUACAAUUACUAACAGUGGUAGGUACUGCAAGUUAGAGAGGGAAUUGGAGGGUGCCAUCAUGAAGAGUAAGAAGCCAUGGCUCUUAUUCGCUCUGCUUCUAAUAAUCCUGUCCUGUUCCAGAGAACGCUUCUCCAUAGCAGCUGCUGGUGAUACACUUUCAGCAGGCCACUCUCUUUCUUUUUCGAAGGACGAGACCAUAGUAUCUAAAGGUGGUACUUUUGAGCUGGGUUUCUUCAGACCACGCCAUUCAUUAAAAAUCUACCUGGGCAUUUGGCAUACAAUUACGUUUGGAAGGACGAAACAUGUUUGGGUAGCAAAUAGAGAAAAUCCUUUGUCUGACCUAUUUUCCCCAACACUUAACCUCUCAGAAGAUGGCAAUCUACGCCUGUUUCAAGGUUCCUCCAAGAUCCCAGUUUGGUCGACAAAUUUGUCGACAUUUCCCAAGUCAAAUUUGACUGAAGCAGUACUUCUUGAUGAUGGGAAUUUUGUUCUGAGAGAUAGGUUGAACCCGUCUUCUAUAUUUUGGGAGAGUUUCGACCAUCCAACCGAUACAUGGCUGCCAGGUGCAAAGCUUGGGAUCGACAAGGUUACUGGAAAACCACAGCAGCUCAUUUCAUGGAAAAAUUCAGAAGAUCCAUCACCUGGUGUGUUCUCGUAUGGGCUAGACCCAAAUGGAAGCAAUCAAUAUUUCUUAGAGUGGAACAGAUCCCAAAUCUUUUGGAGUUCUGGACUUUGGGAUGGAAAAAUAUUCAGCAAUUUUCCUGAGAAGAGAUCGAAUCAUAACUACAGUACUUUCAGUUUUGUGUCAAAUGAAAAUGGAAGAUAUUUUACUUAUUCUGUUUAUAAUCCUCCUUUCCUUUCUAGAUUUGUGGUGAGGUCUUCAGGAAAGUUCGAGCAAUUGACGUGGCCGGAUGGGCAAGAGAAUUUAAUUUGGUCUCAACCGAGGCUACAAUCUGAUGUCUAUGCUUUGUGUGGUGCAUUUGGCGUGUAUCAUGAGAAUUUCUCGAGCUCCUGUGAAUGUCUAACAGGUUUCGAACCAUCUUCGAAGAUGGAAGACACCAGUCGUCUAAAAGAUUGGUCAGGUGGGUGUGUGAGGAAAUCUCCUUUGCAAUGUGAGAAUAAAACGUUUGCUAAUGGCAAAAAAGAUUGGUUCUUGAAAAUAUCAAACAUCCGAUUGCCUGUUUAUACGAAACCAUAUUUGGCUGUGAAAGCAAGCAGAUGUGAACUGGCUUGUAUGGAAAAGUGUUCUUGCACAGCUUAUGCUUAUAAUACUAGUGGGUGUAUGAUAUGGGAAGGAGCUCUUUUGAACUUGCAUCAACUCUCAGAUGGUGGCGAGAUUGGACAGGCUAUCUAUCUGAAACUUGCCGCUGAUGAUCAUCAAAGCACCACAGGCAAAAAAUGGAAGGUGUGGGUAGCUGUGCUGGUCCCAGCAACAGGGCUGCUCUUAUGCCUCUUCAUUUGUUUUUCAUGCAAAGGAAAACUUAGAAGCAUAGAUCAAAUAGGAUCAGGCAAUAAUCUACUAUUAUUUGAUUUCGAUACGGAACUCCAUGCAAUCAAUGAUGGAAUGAACACCAACAAUAAUCUGAAUAAAAGAGAGAAAGAUACCGAGUUACCACUAUUCAGUUAUGAGAGUGUAUCAGCUGCAACCAAUAAUUUCUUAGCUGUGAAUAAGCUUGGAGAAGGAGGCUAUGGACCUGUUUACAAGGGGAAAUUACUCCAAGGAAAGGAAAUUGCAGUGAAGAUGCUAUCAAAAAGAUCUGGACAAGGAAUUGAAGAGUUCAGAAAUGAGGCAAUACUAAUUGCAAAACUCCAUCACAGAAAUCUUGUCAGACUCUUAGGUUGUUGUAUCGAGCGAGAAGAAAAGAUAUUAAUAUAUGAGUACAUGCCCAAUAAAAGUUUGGACUUCUACCUUUUCGAUCCAACCAAGAAACAGAUGUUAGGUUGGGAGACACGCAUACGCAUUAUUGAAGCACUACUUCUUGAUGAUGGGAAUUUUGUUUUGAGAGAUGGGUCGAACCAGAGUCUUAUAUUUUGGGAGAGUUUCGACCAUCCAACCGAUACAUGGCUGCCAGGUGUAAAGCUUGGGAUCAAUAAGGUUACUGGAAAACCACAGCAGCUCAUUUCAUGGAAAAAUUCAGAAGAUCCAGCACCUGGUGUGUUCUCGUUGGGGUUAGACCCAAAUGGAAGCAAUCAAUAUUUCCUAGAGUGGAACAAAUCCCAAAUCUAUUGGAGUUCUGGACUUUGGGAUGGAACAUCUUUCAGCAAUAUUCCUGCGUUGAGAUCGAAUUAUAACUACAGUUCCUUCAGUUAUGUGUCAAAUGAAAAUGGAAGAUAUUUUACUUAUUCUCUUCCUAAUAGUUCUGCCAUUUCUAAAUUUGUGAUGAGGUCUUCAGGAAAAUUCCAGCUAUCCACGUGGCUGGAUGCGCAAUGGAAUUUAUUUUGGUCUGAACCGAAGGUACAAUCUGAUGUCUAUUCUUUGUGUGGUGCAUUUGGCGUGUAUCGUGAGAAUUUCUCGAGCCCCUGUGAAUGUCUAACAGGUUUCGAACCAUCUUCGAUGGAAGACACCAGUCUAGAUGACUGGUCAGGUGGGUGUGUAAGGAAAUCCCCUUUGCAAUGUGAGAAUAAUACGUAUGCCAAUGGCAAAAAAGAUUGGUUCACGAAAAUAUCAAACAUGCGAUUGCCUGUUUAUUCGAAACCAUAUUUGGCCUUGAGUGCUGGGAAAUGUGAACAGGCUUGCAUGGAAAAUUGUUCUUGCGCAGCUUAUGCUUAUAAUAGUAGUGGGUGUAUGAUAUGGGAAGGAGCUCUUUUGAACUUACAGCAACUCUCAAAUGGUGGCGAGAUUGGACAAGAUAUCUAUCUCAGACUUGCUGCUGAUGAUCAUCAAAGCACCAAAGGCAAAAAAUGGAAGGUAUGGGUAGCUGUGCUGGUCCCAGCAACAGGGCUUUUCCUAUGCCUCUUCAUUUGUUUUUCAUGCAAAGGAAAACUCAAACGCAUAGAUCAAACAGGAUCAAGCAAUAAUCUACUAUUAUUUGAUUUUGAUACGGAGCUCCGUGCAAUCAAUGAUGGAAUGAACACCAACAAUAAUAUGAAUAAAAGAGAGAAAGAUGCCGAGUUACCACUAUUUAGUUAUGAAAGUGUAUUAGCUGUAACCAAUAAUUUCUUAGCUGUGAAUAAGCUUGGAGAAGGAGGCUAUGGACCAGUUUACAAGGGGAGAUUACUCCAAGGAAAAGAAAUUGCAGUGAAGAUGCUAUCAAAAAGAUCUGGACAAGGAAUUGAGGAGUUCAGAAAUGAGACAAUACUAAUUGCAAAACUCCAGCAUAGAAAUCUUGUCAGACUCUUAGGUUGUUGUAUCGAGCGAGAAGAAAAGAUAUUAAUAUAUGAGUACAUGCCCAAUAAAAGUUUGGACUUCUACCUUUUCGAUCCAACCAAGAAACAGAUGUUAGGUUGGGAGACACGCAUACGCAUUAUUGAAGGCAUUGCUCAAGGGCUUCUUUAUCUUCAUCAAUAUUCAAGGUUACGAAUCAUACAUAGAGAUCUAAAACCAAGUAACAUUCUCUUGGAUAGUGAAAUGAAUCCAAAAAUAUCAGAUUUUGGCAUGGCUCGAAUAGUUGGAGGCAAUGAAACACAGGCAAACACAAAUCGAAUUGUUGGAACUUAUGGAUACAUGUCUCCCGAGUAUGCUAUACAAGGUUUAUAUUCGAUAAAGUCCGAUGUUUUUAGCUUUGGAGUAUUGCUACUGGAGAUUAUAAGUGGCAAAAAGAAUACUGGCUUCUUUAACCAUAGUUCACUUAGUCUUCUUAUAUAUGCUUGGGAGUUGUGGAGAGAUGAUCGAAGUUUGGAGUUGAUCGAUCCAACAGUAGGACAUCCUUCUUCCAGUUCUAUUAUGUUGAGAUUCAUUAACAUCGGCCUUCUUUGUGUCCAAGAAAGACCGACUGAUCGACCUACUAUGCUUGAUGUAGUCUUAAUGAUUAGCAAUGAGCAUGCACUUCUACCUACCCCCAAGCAACCAUUCCAGAAUAUGAUGGACACAAAUUCAACAGUUGACAAUGCAGAAAAUUACUCAAAGAAUAGCGUAACUAUUUCAACAAUGGAAGCCCGUUGACUGAUUCCUAUACCAAAGAAAAUAAAUGUUGUAGAACCAAUAUUUUUGUAUAAUUUGUAUGCAUUUUGAUAUGUUACAUACUUGUCACUAAAUGUUGUCUUAGUUCACUCA
Messenger RNA from Corylus avellana, 4342 nucleotides. The record is from RefSeq and is a predicted model, not a curated record. NCBI's taxonomy places the organism in Eukaryota, Viridiplantae, Streptophyta, Magnoliopsida, Fagales, Betulaceae.